GGUGCUUGAAUCCCUAUGAAGCAGAAUAUGCACUCAGGGAGGUGCAUGAAGGUGUCUGCGGAAGUCACGUGGGUGCUUGAACUUUAGCUCACAAGGUCCUUAGACAGGGUUAUUAUUGGCCCAACAUGUACAAGGAUGCCACUCAGUUCGUACAAAGGUGUCAGAAAUGUCAGUUCUUUGCACAUCUAAUCCAUCAGCCUGUAGAAGAGCUCACUACGUUGGUGGCACCUUGGCCAUUCGCUCAAUGGGGUCUUGACCUUUUAGGCCCAUUUGUGAAGGGGGUAAGAGGUGUAACCCACCUCAUUGUUGGUGUAGAUUAUUUCACAAAAUGGGUUGAAGCUCGGGCAUUAUCUAGUCUCACCUCCAAGAAGGUCGAAGACUUUGUUUUCAGCUCGAUUAUUUGCAGAUAUGGGAUCCCAAAUCAGAUUGUAGCUGAUAAUGGAACUCAGUUCAAUUGCUCCUCAGUCCGAGAUUUCUGUUCCAGUUACGGGAAUAAACUACAGUUCACCUCAGUUUACCAUCCGGAAUCCAACGACAUGGUCGAAUCUGUUAAUAAGUGCAUCUUAGAAGGUAUAAAGCCGAGGCUAGAACAACACAAGGCCAAAUGGGCAGACGAGCUCAACAACGUCCUCUGGGCAUACAGAACUACGAGUCGAACUGCCACAGGUGAAACACCCUAUCAUCUGGCCUUUGGUACCGAAGCAGUCAUUCCUAUCGAGAUAGGAGUCCCAAGCUUCAGGGUCACCCAUUUCAAUGAAGGGCAGAAUGGACAACUGCUUCGGGAGAACCUUGAUCUGCUUGACGAAGUCAGAGAAGAAGCACGACUUCGAACUCUAGUCUACAAGCAGAAGGUAGCAAACUUUUACAACAAACGAGUUCGACCCCGACCAUUCAAAGUAGGAGACCUUGUUCUCAGGAAAGCUGGUCUAACGGGGUUCGAAACUCGAUUUGGAAAGUUAGCACCAAACUGGGAAGGCCCCUACACCGUAGCCGAAGUGCCACACCCAGGUGCUUAUAUCCUACAAGACACUGAGGGAAAAAGGGUUCCUAGAGUCUGGAAUGCCAAUAACUUGAAGAAAUUUUACCCUUAAUACACUUCUUUCCAGUCAACUUUGUUUUAACCACCAUUAUUCUGAUUGCUGUAUAUCAAAGCUCAAUUUCACUUCGCGUUCGAACUAAUUCAGUUCUGUAAACUCUGCUAUGCGUUGGAAGUGGGUUUCAUUUAUUUCUGAAGUCAGUUCAUUCUGACUCAUUCAGUCACUUCAUU
Molecule: messenger RNA, 1267 nt
Organism: Rubroshorea leprosula
Lineage: Eukaryota; Viridiplantae; Streptophyta; Magnoliopsida; Malvales; Dipterocarpaceae
Source: the annotation of a GenBank genome assembly